ACCUCACAUUCUCAUAUUAUGGAAGGAACUUCUCGAACUUUUCCUUACACCAUAUAAUUCGUUGGUCUACUUGGUAGUAAUGCUCUUGGUAGAAAUCCAAAGUUCAUGGCUACGGUGGUGGAUUUAUGAAGGGAAUUGGUAAUGCAAAAAAUUAGACUUACCUAUGGAGGAGGCAACAUUGGCCUUCAAGGAGCUGUUGCUUCAACAGUCUAUACCAAUGGUGGUAUAGUUAGACGCUUCAUACUAGGGUACAUAGCAGCACGACAGGUCUGUGGUCCUACAUACGGUGUAGAGUACACCGUUUCCAGCAAUUACUACAAGUAUUUCGAGAUGAAUCAUGUGGUGGAGGCUUUCAUCAUACUUUCCGGAGGAAUUGAUACUAUGGAAGGUUUGUUCACCUUAAUUUCGUGGGCAUCUGAAGGGUUGCACAAUAAACCCAUUGGUCUCUCGAACAUUGACGGUUAUUUUAAUAACCUAAUCAAAUUUGUAGAUGACGUGGUGAGGCAGAACUUCAUGGCUUCCAGUCAGAGAAAACUUUUCAUCUCUUCUUUCUUUAUUGAUGAGCUUUUAGACAAGCUAGCGUUUGCUAAAGCUUUUCCGGGUCUUGGGGCUAGUUAUGACGAGUUUGUAAAUCCUGAGGCAUUGGACAUAGAGUUGCAUUAGUAAUAUUACUUUAUUUAAUUUCAGUUGAAUUUAUGUUGGAAAUAAUAUUGUCCAUGAACAUUAUGAGUUAACCAUAAAUAUUAUUCUAAGUU
This is a messenger RNA of Cuscuta campestris, 755 nucleotides long. The record is from the annotation of a GenBank genome assembly. NCBI's taxonomy places the organism in Eukaryota, Viridiplantae, Streptophyta, Magnoliopsida, Solanales, Convolvulaceae.